GUUUAUUUUCAGAGUCCAGUGACCCACGGGGUGCUGACCCACGGGGUGUUCAGCGAGUGUAUAAAACCUCGACCACGUCCCGCUUAGUCAAAACAGAAGCUGAAGACCACGAAGAACCGACAACAUGAAGUUCCUGGUGGGUUCCCUGUUCUUGUGCGCUGUCCUACACCUCAGUCAGUCUUUCUGCUAUAAGAAGCAGCUGGAAAUGACACCAGAUGGAAAGCCUCCUCCCUACUGUGUGGACACAGACGAUGGUACAAAACAUGCAUUUGGUUCGAAAUGGAGGAACUCCCAUUGCAUGGACUGUACCUGCGGUGGUUGCUGCACGGCGUACAGCACGCCUCGCAAAAUCCCUCCCGACUGCAUGAUGGAGUUUGAUAAGGAGAACUGCAAAUACAACGUGUUUAAGAAGAAUGACCGUACCAAGUCCUGCCCGGUUUUAGCAGCUGUUGGGAAAUAGAGCUUUUCCUGCUGGGAGCCACAGAAGAAAGACUGCAGUGUAUUGAGCUUGUCAUUCUUCUCUAGUCUGUGUGUAAUCAAUAAAGCCUCAAACUCA
Acipenser ruthenus (sterlet) is the source of this 556-nucleotide messenger RNA. Its product is annotated as beta-microseminoprotein J1-like. Lineage: Eukaryota; Metazoa; Chordata; Actinopteri; Acipenseriformes; Acipenseridae. The record is from RefSeq and is a predicted model, not a curated record. Bases 125 to 460 code for a protein of 111 amino acids. The transcript is spliced from 4 exons.